Molecule: messenger RNA, 1629 nt
Organism: Athene cunicularia (burrowing owl)
Lineage: Eukaryota; Metazoa; Chordata; Aves; Strigiformes; Strigidae
Product: cryptochrome-2-like
Biological process (GO): circadian regulation of gene expression; entrainment of circadian clock by photoperiod
Cellular component (GO): nucleus; cytoplasm
Molecular function (GO): DNA binding; FAD binding
Source: RefSeq, a predicted model, not a curated record
AUGCCGCGUCACACCGUUCAUCUUUUCUGGAAGGGACUUUGGCUUCUUGACAAGCCAACGCUGCUGGCUGUGAUGGAGUCCUCCGUCAUCUACCCUGUCUGCAUCCUGGACAGAAAGUUCAUGAUGUCCAUGAUGCACACAGGGGCCCUGCGCUGGCAUUUUCUGCUGCGGUCCCUGGAGGUUCUCCAGAAAAACUUGUGGGAGCUGGGCUCUUGCUUGCUGGUUAUUCAAGGAGAGUCUGUUCCUAGGGAUCACAUCCACAAGUGGAAUAUCAUGCAAGUGGCUCUGGAUGCAGAGAUGGAACCAUUUUGCAAGGAGAUGGCGGCCAAUGUACGAUGUCUGGGAGAUGAGCUGGGGUUUGAGGUGCUUUCUCUGGUGGGCCACAGUCUGUGUGAUACCAAACGGUACGUGAUUGUCCUGAAGACCAGUGAGGUGUCUCCAGGAAGGUUUAUUUCAGAUUUAACAAGCAUUGGGGAGAAAAGGUCUCUCUGCAGAAGGCCUCUCUUCCACAUUAGGAGAUGUAGGGCCCCUGACCCGGGCCUGGCUGAGUGCUACAGGGUGCCUCUCCCUGUGGAUUUGAAGAUUCCCCCCAAGAGCCUUUCCCCCUGGAGAGGAGACGAGACCCAAGGGCUACAACGCCUGGAGGAACACUUGACUGACCAGGGCUGGGUGGCAAGUUCUACUAAACCAAGAACAGUUCUAAAUUCACUGCUUCCAAACACCACAGGCCUGAGCCCUUAUUUCAGUAUGGGCUGUCUGUCAGUUCGCAACUUUUUUUAUAGGUUGUCAAACAUUUAUGCACAGGCCAAGCAUCACUCUCUGCCCCCGGUGUGGCUCCAAGGGCAGCUUCUGUGGAGGGAACCCUGUGGGGUGGCAUCAGCAAUACCAAACUUCACCAGAAUGGUUGGGAACCCCAUCUGCCUUCAGGUCAGUUGGUAUGAGGAUGCAGAGAGGCUCCACAAACAGAGAAAGACAGGGAUCCCGUGGAUCGAUGUGGUUAUGACCCCACUGUGCCAGGAGGGCUGGAUCCAUCACCUUGCUCGGCACACAGGCUUCCUGCUGCGGAGGGACCUUUGGAUCAGCUGGGAAGAGGGCAUGAAGGUGUUUGAAGAGCUGCUCUUAGAUGCUGACUACAGCAUCAGCACACGGAACUGGAUGUGGAUGUCAGCUAGUGCGUUCUUCCACCAGGGAAUCUUCUGCCCCGUCCACUUUGGGAAGCACAUGGACCCCAAGGGGCAGGACCUCUGGAAAUACUUGCCUAUACUAAAGAACUUUCCCUCCAAGUACAUCUCCGAGGGAACAGCCUCUGAAGAGGAACAGAAGCAAGCAGUGUGUAUCACAGGUCAAGAUUAUCCCUUCCCGCUGGUGAGCCACGGGGGCAGCGAUCACGCCGCGCGGCUGAGGAAGCGCGUCGGGGCAGAGCAGCGAUGACUCGUGAACUUUGAUUCCUUCCUUCUUGCUGUAGAUGAUACAGAUGACCCGAUGGAAAUGAAGGUAAAGCAUGAGCUCUGUGAAGAAAACAUUUCAAAAGGAAAAAUGGCCAGGAUGACAGAACAAACUGAGAUCCUGUCAGGGAUUACCUGCUGGGAACCAAAACAUGGCCCAAGGGGCAAGCCAGAGGCCAGCUGA